CCCUAGACCCUCCCACUAGCAGAAGAGUGACACGCCAUUCAAUCGCUGCCUGGCCCUUCGCUUGUAGGAAGCAGGAGGCAUCUUGGAGCGUUCUCGUACACAAGGAUAAUAAUACUAUCUGAUAGAAACCGACCACAUCUGCGCUGCGUGAAGCAAAAGUUCAGCCGAAUUGUGUCGACAUGGGGAUCCGAAAAAAGACAAACAACAAGAAUCCGCCAGUGCUGAGCCAUGAGUUUGUCAUCCAAAACCAUGCCGAUAUUGUUUCCUGUGUUGCUAUGGUGUUCCUUCUCGGGCUCAUGUUUGAGGUCACCUCAAAGUUUGCAGUGUUAUUCAUAACUGUCCAGUACAAUGUCACCAUAACAACAAAUGGCCCAGAGGAGACAGCCGUGAACCACUUCCACCAUGGCAUCAAGGACUUGGCCACAACCUUCUUCUACAUGCUGGUGGCCAUCAUCAUGCAUGCCAUUAUCCAGGAGUAUGUGCUGGAUAAAAUCAACAGAAAGAAGCACUUCUCCAAAACCAAGCACAGCAAGUUCAAUGAGUCAGGCCAGCUCAGUGCCUUCUACUUAUUCUCCUUCGGCUGGGGCGCAAGCAUCCUGCUUUCUGAAAAGCUCCUGUCCAAUCCAGUCACCCUGUGGGAGGGUUAUCCCCAUACACUGAUGUCAUUCCAGAUGAAAUUCUACUUCAUUUGUCAGCUUGGCUACUGGUUACACGCUCUCCCUGAACUGUAUUUUCAAAAGACAAAAAAGGAGGAUAUUCCACGCCAACUUGUGUACAUCUUCCUGUACCUGGUCCACAUUGCAGGUGCCUACAUUCUAAAUCUGAACCGUCUGGGUCUGGUCCUGCUGGUGUUGCACUACUUUGUCGAGUUCCUGUUCCACGUUUCCCGCCUGCUCUACUUCAGCAACGAGAAGAGACAAACGGGUUUCACCAUAUGGGCCGUCUUGUUUGUCCUUGGGCGGCUGCUCACCCUGUCUUUGUCCGUCCUCACCGUGGGCUUUGGCCUUGCCACAUCUGAGAAUCAAGGAUUUGAUUUGGCUGCAGGAAACUUUAAUGUUAUUUUUGUUCGGAUAACUGUCCUGGCUGCCAUCUGCCUCACUCAGGCCUUCAUGAUGUGGAAAUUUAUCAACUUCCAGCUACGCCGGUGGAGAGAGCAUGCCCAAACUCAAACCUUGAAGAAGAAACAAGUUCCUUCCAAGAGCAAAUCAAAGAAAGACAAAGCCAAUGGAGUAAAUGGAGUGAACUCCCAUGGAGCCGAUUCUCCAAGAGCAAAAAAAGAGAAGUCAUCAUAAAUACAUUCCCUUCUGCGCCCUCUAUUGCCUCCUUCUCAAAGAACCAUCUCCCCCCCCCCCCCCCCCCCCCCCCCCCCCCCCCCCCCCCCCCCCCCCCCCCCCCCCCCCCCCCCCCCCCCCCCCCCCCCCAUACCUCCGCGGCUGUAUCCAGCCAUCAGUCCCUCCAGCUCCUUGACCACCAUUUUCAGUUCCCACAGGACUGACUUCCCAGCUGGACUUCAAGGGUCAGAAUGCAUAUAGCUUUGCUUGUAGCCAGUCGUCCAGCACGCCUUGAUUUAAAAAAGAAAAAAAAUCAGUGCUCCGCUGUGCCAUUUCAAACGAAAAAAGAAAAGAAAUUACUAAAUAAACUAUGAAAAAAGACCUUAUUUAAGAAGUGCCUAUUGAUACAGAUUGUUUUGUACAUGAUGUGUAAUUUAAAAAAUUCAGGAAUGCUGACAUCAGUGUUUGUUUUCUUGAAUCAGGUCAUUCCACGCUUUUACCUAAAUAGGGGUUAUUACAGCUUGUGAUUUAUUUUCCUUUUUUCCUUGUAUUUAUAAGUGCUAGUCGAACUCCUCUUCUUUGCCACUGACUCCUGUCCCUCCUCCUUUUAGGGAUAUUUGUAAACAUUAUAUGGAGUUUAUACAUUUCCUUAUACCUCUUAAUUUUCUGUCAGCGAAGGUUGCAUACCGUCUUGGUAUAAUCUCUGGGUUCACACCACAGACUUUUCAAACUCAGUCAGCAAAACAUUGUUACGUUUUUGCCAUGUCAAUGGCCAACAGACACCUUAAGAUGGAAAGUGGAGUAGCAAGUUUUCACUCGUAGGUAGAGUAGGGAACAGUGUAUUAAAGCAACCAAGGAAAACAGGAGACAUCACCCUGUAAUACUGUAAGUAGAUUCACGUUUCAGUAUUGUGCAAAGCUGCCAGCAAAAACGUAGUAACCUGAUGUAGCGCUUAAUUAUGAGUUUAAAGCAGAUUUGUAAUCAAUACAGAACAGAUUCAUUGCCAUAAAAUGAUACCAAAUUUUGAGCAGUUUUGCCCAUAACACUCAUUGAAUGAGCAGACUGCGUUUUAGUUUUGAGUGAUGAGAAAUUUAUAAGAAAUGGAGAGGAAAAUCCAGCAAAACAUCCCUUUAGUGAGUUUGAUUGAAUCACUGUCUUGUAUGGUCCCUAACCAUUUGCUGUUUAAGUGGACUGGGUUUACUCGGGUUUAUUUGUUUUGCCUUGCAUAUUAUUGCUUACCUUUAAAAAAUGUCCUCUAGAAUGAUUUGUUGUUAAAGCAUGGACUGGGAAUUAAAAAAAUAUAUAUAUAUUUUGUUUGACUGUUUUCCCCCCUACCCACAGAUCGUGCCAAAUGAGCUUGGUUGACUGUUGAUGUAUGCCUUUCACUUACAUGCUGUAAAAUGAAUUUACAAAG
This is a messenger RNA of Etheostoma cragini (Arkansas darter), 2685 nucleotides long. It is a transcript of the gene tram1, whose product is annotated as translocation associated membrane protein 1. The record is from RefSeq and is a predicted model, not a curated record. The coding region runs from base 180 to 1292 and encodes 370 amino acids. Gene Ontology annotation, cellular component: endoplasmic reticulum membrane. Lineage: Eukaryota; Metazoa; Chordata; Actinopteri; Perciformes; Percidae. The transcript has 11 exons. Gene Ontology annotation, biological process: SRP-dependent cotranslational protein targeting to membrane, translocation; protein insertion into ER membrane.